CCCCUCCCUCCCCUCCCUGCUACCCCCGCUUUCCUCCCCCUCGCGCCGCCGCCGCCGCCGCCACCUCCUCCGCAGUCAGCCCACCGCGAAGCGAGGUCGAAUCAGCCAUGGCGGACGCCAAGACCACCACGGCGGUCACCCUCCGCACCCGCAAGUUCAUGACCAACCGCCUGCUCGCCCGCAAGCAGUUCGUGCUCGAGGUCAUCCACCCCGGCCGCGCCAACGUCUCCAAGGCGGAGCUCAAGGAGAGGCUCGCCAAGGUGUACGAGGUCAAGGACCCCAACUGCAUCUUCGUGUUCAAGUUCCGCACCCACUUCGGAGGCGGCAAGUCCUCCGGGUUUGGUCUCAUCUACGACAACCUCGAGUCCGCCAAGAAGUUCGAGCCCAAGUACCGCCUCAUCAGGAACGGUCUUGCUACAAAGGUGGAGAAGUCACGAAAGCAGAUCAAGGAAAGGAAAAACAGGACCAAGAAGAUCCGUGGUGUGAAGAAGACCAAGGCCGGAGAUGCGAAGAAGAAGUAAGGGCCUUUGCUUGGUUUAGGACGGUAUCCCUGUGGCAAUGUUGCUGAGUGCUUAAUUAUAACUAGAAAAGACUUUGUCAUUUAUGUCAUCUCCUGGUAUGUUAAGAGGCAUUUUGUAGUAUCUUAUGCUAUGAUUUUGAGGAACUUGUCAGACUAUCAUAUACACCUGGUUGUCGUUGUUCUUGGUUUCGGCCAUUGAUCAGUCAAAAUGCAUUGUGGGUUAUUUCCCCCUUGAAUGUUUC
Molecule: messenger RNA, 762 nt
Organism: Triticum urartu
Lineage: Eukaryota; Viridiplantae; Streptophyta; Magnoliopsida; Poales; Poaceae
Product: small ribosomal subunit protein eS24z
Biological process (GO): translation
Cellular component (GO): ribosome
Molecular function (GO): structural constituent of ribosome
Source: RefSeq, a predicted model, not a curated record